UCGCCGAUCCUUCGUCACGCAAGGGACAGAGCUCCGACGUCUCAGUCUGCGACUUGUGGCCACAAAAAAAGCGAGUGUCCUAGAACAAACCCCGACUCUCUUCUUCAUCAUCACAUUUUCGUACAUAUUACUCUCUAUCUCUCUCUCUGUAACGCACGCGUUUAAUCACCGUGAGCAAUCUCUCUCUCUUUCUCAGAGGAAGCAGAUUUUAAUCCAUUAGCGGUUGUUGUUCCCCAUUUUCUCUUGUUCAUUAUGCUUUCACGAACAGCGUCAUGAUCGACCUCCAUUGAUUGUGCUUCUCCUAGCCUUCUGUUACGAAACCUAAGCUCCACAAUGGCUUGCUUUCAGAUGACAAAGCCUUCUUUGUCUCCUUUGCUUUGGUGCAAAUCCAACUGCUUUUGCUCGGAGCACCAUAACGUUCACAUACGUUUGUAUUCUAGGGUUUUACAUGCGAGGUUCAGAGGGUCUUUGACUGUUCGUUGCAAGCUCUCAGAGGACAAUAGUGACUCUAAUGGUGAGGAGCCUCCAGAAUCAUUGUUCAUGAAGGAGUUGAGGAAAAGGGGUUUGACUCCUACAUCACUCCUUGAAGACAGCGAGAACAGCUCUUAUGGUCCUGGAGUGGAUGAUAUGAAAGUGAAAGAAAAGAACGUGAGCCUGAGAAACAGAUUGACUUCAACAGAGAUUGACAAGAGUCUAGCAAACCAAAGAGAGCGAUCUAUUGCCCUCAAUAGUGAAGGUCUUGAGGGUCUGAUUCCAAGAGCAAAGCUGUUACUGACUCUCGGUGGAACUUUUUUUCUUGGUUUUUGGCCUCUAAUUCUUGCGACAGUCGCUUUCUUUUCCGCUUUAUAUAUUUAUUUUGGACCCAGUUUUGUCCACGAUGCAACGAAGACUCCUGUGCCUCCACCAUAUGUUGAUCCCUAUAAACUAUUGGAGGAUGAACGACUUUCUCGCUCGGAUCAUCUUGUGAAUUGAAUUGGAAAUUGUAUAAAUUGGAUUCCUUGAAAUGUUGAUAUCAGCUCUAUUUCUUUGGGCAAUAUUUUUUACUAUUUGUGUAAUAUUCUCAGCAUCUGUUACCUCUAGAUAUCCAUGACGGAGUAUAACUACCAGGAUUUUGGUUUUUAUCUUUCACUUCCUUUUGGUUGUUAAUUGGCUGCCACGGCAUGCAUGUAAUAUGGUAUCCAGUAGUCCAUUCUUUCAUGGAUUCUACUGUUGUUAAAAUUAAAAUUCUUUGAGAUAAUUAUUAUUCUUGUCAGGUGGCGUAAUUUUAGCAGAAAUAUUAUGUGUUGACAUUGGCAUAAUUUUAAUGGAACUGUACUUGAGAUA
Messenger RNA from Amborella trichopoda, 1323 nucleotides. RefSeq names its product tubulin alpha-6 chain. NCBI's taxonomy places the organism in Eukaryota, Viridiplantae, Streptophyta, Magnoliopsida, Amborellales, Amborellaceae. The record is from RefSeq and is a predicted model, not a curated record.